CAAAAGCUUUUGACCAGAGAUGUUAUGAUUUAUCGAGAAAGAUUUGGGGAAUUGACGGUGUUUUUCCUUCAAAAUCAAAGAAUAUGCGCCAAGGUCAGCUUGAAGGAAGGGUCAAGGAUGAAGAAGAUGAAGAGCCACAGAGCACACCCUUAUCUUUUGGUCAAGAGUUCGUCUCUUUCGUUAAAGCUGAGAAUCCGAAUUGUAUAGGUAUUGAUGAAGUAGAGUAUUUUGCAAGUUGGGAUAAGGUCAAAGAUGGACCAAAGAAGCGAGAGUUGGAAAAAACGUUGAAGAAGAUGCAGGCUAAGCAAGCGGAGCUUUGUAUGAUAAGGAUUGAAUUAGUGGCAGACGCGGCGAAAAUAAUGUUUAAACAAGACAACGCAUCUUCUUCGGAUCAGUGUGCAGUGACAAGAAUGCAGAUAUACGUAAGAGAUAUGAUUGAAACGUUCAUGAACCUAGAGGUUAAGGGAUCCGACACCAUCAAAAGCAUCAAGGAGAAGAUCCAAGACAAAGAGGGCUUUCUAGUGGUGGACCAGAGGCUCGUCUAUCACGGCAAGCAGCUCGAGGAUGGUCGCACCAUAGACGACUGCCACAUCCAAGAUGGAUCGAUACUUAACUUUAUCCUUCGUAUUUCUCAUAAGGCUAUGGAUGGGAAAACAACGAUCAACCUAGAGGUUGAUAGCUCCAAAACCAUCGACCUCAAAAUCGACGAAGACCACACGAGCUGUGGAAAUAUUCCACCGAAGAUUCGUCAUGGUAAAGUCAUGCAGCUCUUCAUGAAGACUGUGGAUGAAAAAACAAUGAUCAACCUAGAGGUCGAUAGCUCCAAAACUAUCGACCUCAAGAUCAACGAAAACCCAACCCGUCGAAAAAAUGGGCCGGACCUUCGUCAUGGUGAAGGCAUGCAUAUUUUUAUAAAACCUUUGACAGGAAAGAGAAUCGCCUUAAAUGUGACAAACUGCGAAACAAUCGAUAACGUUAAGGCCAAGAUCCAGGAUAGAGAAGGCAUUCCGGGUGACCACCAGAGGCUGUUCUUUGCUGGCAGGCAACUCGAAGAUGGUCGCACCGUAGCCGACUACAACAUCCAGAACAACUCGACCCUUCACUUAGUACAGCGUCUCUAAGACGUGGCGGCUAAUUUGGAUUUUUAUAUUCGUAUGUCUAUUUUCUUGUUAAAGACAAUGUAACCAGUGGAGUUUUAAUGAAUUCAAGAUGUUUUA
Messenger RNA from Arabidopsis arenosa, 1217 nucleotides. The record is from the annotation of a GenBank genome assembly. NCBI's taxonomy places the organism in Eukaryota, Viridiplantae, Streptophyta, Magnoliopsida, Brassicales, Brassicaceae.